GCCCCUUGGGGUGAAAGUCCGUUUCGUUCCGUUUUAGGAAUUGUAUCUUGGUCCGUCUUACCUCUGUGCUUGUCUCAUAUUUCUCUUUUGUUGAUAAACCUCGAAGCGUUAAAUGCAGUUCAUCUGAAGUGCGAAGGGGUAUUGGAGCCUGUUGAAUUCAACAUCCGGCCAGAACUGAAAUUGGAACCGAAUAAUAUUCCAGGAUAAAACCGCGUUAUUUGCAUAUAGAGUAAUACUGAUUUUAAUCUUUAGAAAAUAAAUGCCAAAAGCGAUCCACAGUCUGGGCUUUGAGCUUGGUGAAGCUGCACAGGCGCUAGGCGAGUUAAAAGCCGCAGUGCUUGCAGACGACUGCGCGUGUGAAGCCGUCCGGUAGGUCAGUGUUUGGGUUCAAAGUCCUGAUCAGGGUCUUUUUCUCUGACUGCCUGCAAUAUGGCCACCUGGAAAGAAAUGAAGCAAGAUGAGCUCUGCCGGCAGUACUCGCCCAGCCAAUGGUCGCACAGAAUGUCAGCGGAUGAGGUGAUAAAGACCCACAAGGCAUUGCUCAGAGAAGGCACAGAGAGGGCACGCAGCGUCACCCAGACACUUCUCAACGUGCCGUACGGAGAAGGGGAGAGGGAGAAACUGGACGUCUAUGUGCCCAGCAGCCCCUCUCUAGAGAUGCCUUUAGUCAUAUACCUUCAUGGAGGCUACUGGCAGGCUUUCAGCAAAGAGGAGUCUGGCUUCAUGGCGCUCCCGCUGGUGCAGAAGGGAGUGGCUGUGGUGGCCGUGGAUUACGACAUUGCUCCGAAAGGUAAUAUGGACCUGAUGGUGUCUCAGGUCCGGCAGAGCGUGGUGUCCGUUGUCCAGCAGUACUCCCACAUCAGCGGUGUGUACCUGUGCGGUCACUCAGCGGGGGCUCACCUGGCUGCGAUGGUCCUGUCCACAGAAUGGUCUCAGUACGCCGUCACACCCCAGAUCAAAGGUGCGCUUCUGGUCAGUGGCAUUUACGACCUGCUGCCCAUCCUGUCCACUUACGUCAACGAGCCCCUGAAGAUGACGGAGGAGGUGGCGUUGAGGAACAGCCCGGGCCAGCUGGUGUCCCAGAUGAAAGACUCGUCCUCUGCCUGCGAGAUCGUGAUCGCCGUAGCGCAGAAUGACUCCCUGGAAUUCCGGAAGCAGUCUGAGGAUUUCUGCAGGGCCCUGCAGUCUUCAGGCUUCCGGGUCACUUUCGAAGACAUCCCUGAUACAGAUCACUUCAACGUCAUCGAGAGGCUGGUCGAACCAGACUACCGUCUCACGCAACUCUUGCUAAAGAUGAUGAGCAGAAGUUAAGCUCGCGGACUAGACUGGCCAGGAAGCAGGAGCGGAAUUCUGCAGGACACUGCCACCUACAGCCAGUUUGCUUUGCCUUUCGGAUAAUUUUUAUUUGCCUAGGAAAGACCUGGCCCUCCUACCAAGUCGCCCAGGGCCGAAUAUCUCCUCAUCAGACGUUAUGUUCUUGCCAUUUGUAAUUGCAGAAUAUAAGCUUUUCACAGUGUAUAGCUUCUAAAAAUAUCUCUACCGUACAGCCUUUACCACAGAACUGAUUUCCCUGGAUUAUGUAUUUGCUAAAUAAAUUACAGAAUGUUAAGAUUUUAAAAAGUUGUUAGUUUAUUUGAAACCGAUUGUGCGGAAUGUUUGAAGUGGCGCGUACAGAAUAACGGUGGUUUACAAUAUGGUCUCCCGUUUGCAGUAGAAUAUUGUACGCAUUGAAUUAAUAAAGAUAUGUAAUUUAAUUUA
This is a messenger RNA of Brienomyrus brachyistius, 1758 nucleotides long. It is a transcript of the gene afmid, whose product is annotated as arylformamidase. NCBI's taxonomy places the organism in Eukaryota, Metazoa, Chordata, Actinopteri, Osteoglossiformes, Mormyridae. Gene Ontology annotation, molecular function: arylformamidase activity. The record is from RefSeq and is a predicted model, not a curated record. The transcript is spliced from 11 exons. The coding region runs from base 430 to 1311 and encodes 293 amino acids.